This is a messenger RNA of Aspergillus eucalypticola CBS 122712, 1378 nucleotides long. RefSeq lists its product as uncharacterized. The record is from RefSeq and is a predicted model, not a curated record. Bases 182 to 1264 code for a protein of 360 amino acids. The transcript has 2 exons. Lineage: Eukaryota; Fungi; Ascomycota; Eurotiomycetes; Eurotiales; Aspergillaceae.
CCGAAUAAUAAUGAUCUCUCCAAUGUCCUCCGUAGAUACUGUAGUACCAAGUUCCCAUCCUUAUCAGCGGCGAUAAGAUACGCCGCCCACCCGAAAAGGGAAACCCAAAAAAAGUUUCAACUCCAUCUAACCAACACCGAUACCCCAUCUACCACAACAAUCCACAUAUACAACCACCACAAUGCCUCACAAACACAAGCGCCGUGAGAAGGAUGCCAACACCUACGACCUCCCCCCCACCGUAAUCGCCAAACCCCUUCCCGUCCGCGAUCCCUCCAAACCCACCAAAGGCAAAGGCAAAGGAGGCAAAGGAGGCAAGGGCGGCAAACCACAAACACCAGCCAAACCCACAAAUAAAGCCAUCGGGGAACGCAAGGUCAAAUCUAAAUCCACCUCAGAAUGGGCCGACGACACUCCGCGCGCAUUCCGCCACCUACUACAACUUCAGCAGAAGCAACAAAACGGCGCACAGCAGAAGAAGCGUAAACGUAACGGGAUUAACGAUUCCGAUUCAUCAGACUCCGACGAAGAUGUUCCUCAAACAAACAACAAGAACAACAACAACAACAACAACAACAACAAGAAGAAGAAGAAGAUGGCCGCUACAACCACUACCACCACCACACCCACCACUACAGAAAGCUCGCAAGCCGACGAGAAGACAGUAAAACCGCAAAUUCUGCCUGGAGAAAAACUCUCCGACUUCGCGGCACGCGUCGAUCGCGAAAUGCCCCUCUCCAACAUGUCGCGCAGCACGAAACCCUCCGCGACAGAUGUGCCCAAGAUCCGCGAAACGCGGGUGACGAAGCAUGAGAAGCAUCUGCUACGACUGCAAUCGCAAUGGCGGAAGGAAGAAUUGGAGAUAUUAGAGAAGGAGGCGGCGGAGCGGGAAGAGCGCGAAGAGGAGAUGGAGGAGCAGUUGCGGCUGUGGAAGGAGUGGGAGGCGGAGGGAGGUAAGAGGAAGGCGAAGAAGAAGGGGGUUCAGAAACAGCAGCAGGCGAAGGUGGAGGCGGAUCCGUGGGCAAAGUUGAAGAAGGAACGGAUGAAUAAACAGAUUAGUCCGUUGGAUGUGGUGCAGGCGCCGCCACAGUUGACGAAGCCGAGAGAGGUGUUUAAGGUACGGGGAGGCGCCAAGGUGGAUGUUGCAAAUGUUCCUGCUGCUGGUGGAGCGACGAGUUUGAGGCGCAGAGAGGAGUUGGCGAAUGAGCGGAGGAACAUUGUUGAGGAGUAUCGGAGGUUGAUGGCUGAGAAGAGGAGGGGAUAAUCUCCGUUUGUCUAUUUGUCUAUGAGAGGUUGCAUUGAGGUAUAGAUGGAGGAUGCAUUGUUGUAGAUAAAAACUACCAAUACCCCUAGAAGAAGAUUUUGAAACACGUCUGAA